GAAGAACAUAUCAAGAAUCUUGAAGAGAAGCACGCCCGGGACUUGCAAGAGCAGCAAGAGUCUUUCGAUCAGAAGAUGAUCGUGGAGGAUCAGCGGUACAAGAAGCUGGAGAAAGACCUGGAGCGGGAGAAGCAGGAGUGGGAGACGCAACAUGCUGCCCUUCUUGCAGAGCACUCUCAAGUCAUCGAUCAGAUGAAGCAGGAUGCGGAGAAGAUCCAGAGGGCAAAUCGGGAUACCAUGGACAGGAUCAUCAAGGAGAAGGAGGUGGCUUUCAAACAUCACCAGGAAACGCUUGCCCAACUGGAACGGGAUGCUGAUCGCGAGAUUGAGGAGCUCAAGGAAAUGUAUGAGCAGAAGCUGGCACAGGAGAAGGACGACAAGGUUCGUCUCAGAGGCCAAGCAGGAAUUCAUCAGAAGCACCACCAUGACUUGAACACGGACAUGAUGAAAAAAGAGGAGGAGGUCCGUAAGAAGGCAGAAGAGAGCCGUAAGGCUGAGGAGAAGAUCUUGGGCCUGAUGAAGGACAAGGACUCCAACGAAAAAGAAAUCAAGGAGCGAGAUAAGACCAUCCACGACAAGGAACAGCGCAUCUUCGAUCUCAAGAAGCA
This is a messenger RNA of Symbiodinium pilosum, 608 nucleotides long. NCBI's taxonomy places the organism in Eukaryota, Dinophyceae, Suessiales, Symbiodiniaceae. The record is from the annotation of a GenBank genome assembly.